GGUGGAGGGGGAAGGGACGCGCUGUUUGGUCCGGCGGGGAGGGUGGGGGAAAGCUGACGGGAGGACAUGCAGGCUCGCUACUCCGUGUCCAGUCCCAACUCCCUAGGAGUGGUGCCGUACCUCGGCGGAGAGCAGAGCUACUACCGUGCCGCUGCGGCGGCGGCCGGCGGGGGCUACACGGCCAUGCCGGCCCCGAUGAGCAUGUACUCCCACCCGGCCCACGAGCAGUACCCAGCCGGCAUGGCCCGAGCCUACGGGCCCUACACGCCACCGCCGCAGCCCAAGGAUAUGGUGAAGCCGCCCUACAGCUACAUCGCCCUCAUCACCAUGGCCAUCCAGAACGCUCCCGAUAAGAAGAUCACCUUGAACGGGAUCUACCAGUUCAUCAUGGAGCGGUUCCCUUUCUACCGGGACAACAAGCAGGGCUGGCAGAACAGCAUCCGCCACAACCUCUCCCUCAACGAGUGCUUCGUGAAGGUGCCCCGCGACGACAAGAAGCCCGGCAAGGGCAGCUACUGGACCCUCGACCCCGACUCCUACAACAUGUUCGAGAACGGCAGCUUCCUCCGCCGCCGCCGCCGCUUCAAAAAGAAGGACGCCGUCAAGGACAAGGAGGAGAAGGAUCGCCUGCACCUCAAGGACCAUGCCCCGCCGCGCCCGCCGCCGCCCGCCGCCGCCGCCGAGCCCGAGGGCGGCCCCGCCGGGGGCAGCGCCGCGCCGCCGCCGCCGCCCGUCCGCAUCCAGGACAUCAAGACGGAGAACGGCACGGCCUCGCCGCCGCAGGCCGUGUCCCCCCCCGGCGCCGCGCCGCCGCUCGGCGCCGUGCCCAAGAUCGAGAGCCCCGACAGCAGCAGCAGCCUCUCCAGCGGCGGCAGCCCCCGCAGCACCCUCCCCUCCAGCCGCUCCCUCAGCCUGGAGGCCCCCGAGCCCCCACCGCCGCCACCGCCGCCCCCGCCGCCGCCCCACCACCACGGCCCGGGCUUCAGCGUGGACAACAUCAUGACCUCGCUGCGGGGCUCGCCGCAGGCCGCCACCGAGCUGGGCGCCGGCCUCCUGGCCCCCGCCGCCGCCGCCCCGCGCACCGGCAUCCCGCCCGCCCUGUCCCUCGGGGGAUACUCGCCGGGACACAGCUCAGUCUACGGCUCGCCCUGCGGCCAGGCGGCCGCCGGCGCCGCCGCCGGCACCUACCACUGCAACAUGCAGGCCAUGAGCCUCUACGCGGCGGCGGGCGGCGCCGACCGGCCCGGCCACCUGCCCUCCGCGGCCGCCAGCCCCGCCGAAGACCCGCUGCCCGAGUACGCGAUGCCCUCGGGCGGCGGCGGCGGCGGCGGCGGCGGCGGUGGGGCGGGGGGCGGCGGCGGCGGGGCGCUGGGGCACGGCGGGCUGGGCGGCGCGGCGGGCGGCCACCAGGAGGGGCACCACCCGCACCCGCACCAGGGCCGCCUGGCCUCCUGGUACCUCAACCAGGCGGCGGCGGCGGCGGCGGCUGCGGCGGCGGCGGCGGGGGAGCUGGGCCCGCUGGCGGGCGCGGCGAGCUACGCGGGGCCGCAGCAGGGCUUCGCCGCCGCCCCGCGAGAGGUCUUCGAGGCGCCGCGGCUGGGGCUGAGCGCCUCGCCGGGCGGCGGCGGCGGCGGAGGAGGCAGCGGGGCAGGGGGCGGCGGCGGCGGCGGGGCGGGGGGCGGCGGGAGCUGUCAGAUGGCCUUCCCCGGCAGCCAGCCGCUCUACCGCACCUCGGGGGCCUUCGUCUACGACUGCGGCAAGUUCUGAGCGCGCCCCGUCGCGGGGACACCGCGGGAACUCAGCUCCGCUCCGCACCGCGCAGUCGGCCCUCGCAGCGCCCGCGGAGGGAAGCGAGGGCAUCGCGAAAAGCUUUUGUACAGAGACAGCCCCAAAGCAUGUCUUGGUUUGUUAAAGGACAGUGUUACUCCAAUAACACGUGAACUCCUGCAUCAGCAGCUACCUGACAGGAGCCUCCUCAUGGGAGAUUUUUAAUAGCAGCAGCUGCUGAACAAGAGGGAACUGCAGAAACGCACUUGUUGCCAAACUGUGUGUUUAGUUGGAAGGAGGAGAAACAGAUGGGGAAAUCACUCUUCAGACAGUGUUUACUAGCACAAUCAGCACCUGAGGCAGCACUUAUUCAGGUGCUGAAAUUACAGAGAUAUUGGGGAGCAGCACGGAUGAAGAGAAACAAAGAUUAAAUGACAGAGGAAAGUGUUUUGCUAGAUAUCCAUAAGGACAAAAUGGGCAGGAAUAGGAAGUACACUUAGAAAAUAGAUGAGCUGCCUCUCUGUUGAGAAGUAGGUGUCCUCAUUGAAGUCCCUAGAGAUGCUUAGGUGACAUUAAGAUGAUGAAAGGAGCUUUAACACCUGCUUGUUUGUGUGCAAACAGUGCCUCUUCAAGACCUAGAUCAUGCUGCAUGUAAUAAAGUACUAAUGGGGAAACAAAUGUACUGGUGGGGAUGAAGUGGGGCCUGAAUUACAGAAGGGAAAGGAGACAGCAAGCAAUACAUCUUCUUCCACUCUUUUGUUUUUUUAUCAUAAUUACCAAAUUUAAGCUAAGAGGUGUAAUUAGAAACUGGGAGUUUAAAAUAAGUAAUGAGUGUCUUGCCUGUACCCACAGAAAGUAAGUCAGAUGCAUGCAAGUAUUGCCACUGUUUCUACAAUAUUCAAGUUAUCUAAGAGGACUGUCGUUUCAUUCUGCAGAGGAGACACUGCUAUUUCAAGUUAAGAACUAUUUCUAUUUAAAAACUCAUAUUUCAUUGUAAAAAUAUAAGACCUCUGAAAAACAGGCCUAUAUCUACAAAAUCAAGAAAUACAUUAGAACUAAUACACUGGUUUUAGAUGCUUCUGUUUAGCAAGCACCAGCUAUCAGAAGAAUAAAAAACCCAAAAAAAUUAGCCACCUUUCUUUUUCUUCCAUAUGGUUAUUAAUUUCUUUUAUUCCAGUUGUUCUCUACAGUAUGUAAGCAGUGUCCUCACAUGUGGGAAGACAGAGGCUUCUGUUUUGUAAGGAGAAAUUUCUUUUGCAAGAUAAUCAAACUGGAAUUUGAUGCUUUUUCUACAAUGAUUUUAAGGAGCUAGCCUCUAUUUAUCUGCUUAUGUUUUCAAUUGUUGAUACAAUAAAAGUUUGGAUACACUCUGAUGAAGCCCAAGAAAAGGGAAAGAAAUUUGCAUAUUUUGUGGGGUGGUAUCUGAUACUGCUUGCAGCUGGGAAGAGUCCAUCCUGCACCUUUAAGUACAACAUUCAAAAUAUCUCCUUCAUUAUAGCUAAUUUCAGUAAAAAGACAUACAUUUCAGUUUUGCAAGAUUCCACACUAGGGCUUCCUAGUACACUUUCCCCUUGAAGGCUCUGUCCCCACCCCUUCCACAAUAUCUCUCUGCCAAAGCAGCCCAGUGUUCUCAUAUUUUAAUUGAGCCUAACUGGAUCCAUCUGCCGCAUGACUCGGGGGUAACUGUGAACCUUGAAUUCCAUUCUUAUGCCAGAUCGCUGAGAUUUGAGUCCUCUUCUAAGAGAAGGCUGUUUUCUCUUUAAAUUCUAUAUGAGGGAAAUUUAAAUUUUAGCACAGAUGUUUGCACAGCAGUGAAGAGCUGAAUGAGACACUUGACACAUCUCUGCCAAACUUUCUAAAGUCAAAGGCAAUGAACAUAUGGCUGCUGCUACUCUGCCUCAUAGCCCACUUGCUCUUGUUCACAAUGCUCAAAGGUCACACUUUUACAACUUGCUACAUUCUUCUUGAGGCCUGGACCUGAAAGUGUGCUUUGGCUGUCACAGAGACCAUUUCUGUCCUUGAGCAUCAUGAUGGACAAUGCUUACAAACACCUGCAAAUGGAGACGAGAAAUACUUCUGCCAAGUAGGUGUCUAAAAUGGACACUAAUGUAAGGAGGCAUUUCUACUUUCAUUGCUGGCAGCCAAAGAGAAGGCAGCAUUUAAUAAGUAGGACCUGUGAGUGGCUGAGUAUGUGUGUGGGAACAAUGCUCACAAAUUGGAGCGUUUUGGUUACUUUUUCAUUGCCAGUUGAAGAAUCAUAGUAUCAUUUUGACAUAGCUUGGCCAGAGACAUAGUUUUAAUUGGGUAAUAAACACAUAUCAUAUUUCUACAAAUGCUAUUAUAAUAUUGUAUAGAAGUAACUCCUGCUGAUUUAACAGUGCUUGAAAAAAAUAAUACAGCAUCUGUCUCCAUGGAAUAAAAUUCUUCAAGAUCCUGGCGAUUAGCUGAAUGAAGCAACAGAAGCAACAAAAAUACUAGAAGUGCUAAAUAACUAAUGGGAAUCAAACUUGAGCAGCUUCCCCUGUGCCAAGAACCAUAGAAACCUGAUUUUGAUUUUUGGCAGUUCUGCAUUUAACGGAGCUCCUAGUGGUUUAUAUUGGUCUAAAAAUUAGAACCUCUUUCCAUGAGUUCAGUCUUGUCACUCUUCCUAAAAUGCAGUUUGAAGCAACAAUGAAUCAAAAUAAAUGGUAUAUAAAAUUAACAAAUUACUGGAAGUGUGAAAGGUAUUUGGAAUGUCCUGCUAAAUUCUUUGGUCUGAACAAAUCUUGGGUGAAGAAUUUUGAAGUCACUGUCAAGUGCUGAACUUGUCCACUAGAGAUCUGUCUUCUGUGCUCUCCAAAAGGCUGAAGGGCAAUAACAAAGCAUGACACACCUCUCCAAAUAUUUAAGCAACAAAGAACAAUGGUAUGAGACAAUAUUGCAAGAUAGUGUUGCAUGCAGGGAGUGUUGCUGGCCUUGAAGUCACCUCUUGAAGUGUGGUAACACCCUAGGGUGUCUCCUGUCAUUGCAUCAUUUAAAUAUGAACUGGAAGAAAGAAACCUUAGACCUUUAAAGAAAUCUAUUUUAAGAGAGGAAUUAUUAGCAGAUGGAAGCUGGUGGAGACAGGACUUUGAUUUUUGCAGGUUUAAUUCCCACCUGAGCUUUAUGGAUGUUCAAAAUGGUGCCAUCUCCUGAAGGAAAGAGAAUACAUUAGGCCAUUUCUCACUUUACAGCCAUUUCAUCUUCCCAGUGAGUAUGGCCCCCCAUUUUGAGGGCCAUCUUCUGACAACUCACUGAAGCAGAGUGGACUUUGCUCACUCUUCUCCUGCAUUGCUUGGUCCUGUGAGUAUCCAUUUCUCUGACCCACCAUGAAGUUUGCACAAGAGCUAGUAUAAACUCUAAGGUAAAUCUACCCAAGUAUUUCAAUGUCUUCAUCUCACUGAGCAAAUAUUUUCAGGUAUCAUUCUAACUCAAAAGUUUUCCAUGUUUGAUUUCAAGUGAACCUUUUCUAUAACAGUGUUUAUAUUUGGCUACCUGCUGAAUGAAGGCUGUGGGUUUCUGUGAAGCUAUGCUGGGAAGGAAUUUGGCCUAUUUGCUUUAAAACAUAAUGUGCUAGAAAAGAUGAGAGGUGGGAUGCCAACUGGCUGUAUUUUAUCUUGGGUUGUUUCAGAUAAAUAGGGUCUGCUUUCCAGUAGCUGAAGUACAUCCAUGGGACCACUGCUUCAUGGGAGGUAAAAAGGAAAUGCUUCCUUUUCCACUGCAGCCAUCUCACUGUGUUGAAAUCCAAACACUCAGAACAGCACCGUAAUCAGGAACAGGAGAUGCACGAGUUUAAAUUAUGUAAAAUUUUAAAUAGAUGUGCAGUGGAUCCCCUUGAUUAAGAGGGUUGUAUUUCUCCUGCUAGAAACUGACGAUUGUGUUCCCCAUUCUUCUGCAAAGACAACUCUGACCACGCCUUAUGUUUGCUGAAAUCAUUACUGACAUCACUCACUCUGCAAGUGGAGUAUUGCCUAUGAGCAGGGAAGGAAACUCCCGCUUCAUCAUGAGUGUCCACUGCUGCACACUUUGAGAGGCACACAGCAUGAAGGCCCCAGGACGGUGAAUAUCUCUGUUAUUGGAUACAGCAACCAUGAUGCAACCAGUCAUGGACAGGGAAUAAUGUUUCACCAAACUGCAUAAGUACAUCUAAUAAAAGAAAACUCUGGAA
Molecule: messenger RNA, 5953 nt
Organism: Haemorhous mexicanus (house finch)
Lineage: Eukaryota; Metazoa; Chordata; Aves; Passeriformes; Fringillidae
Gene: FOXC1
Product: forkhead box C1
Exons: 3
Coding region: 67-1767 (566 amino acids)
Biological process (GO): anatomical structure morphogenesis; regulation of transcription by RNA polymerase II; cell differentiation
Molecular function (GO): RNA polymerase II cis-regulatory region sequence-specific DNA binding; DNA-binding transcription factor activity, RNA polymerase II-specific
Source: RefSeq, a predicted model, not a curated record